UUCUUUUCUACCCUUUUUUCAUUUUUUGUUAUAUAUAUUAUAUAUUCUUCUCGAUUAGAUUCUCUCGGAAUUCAAAACCCUAACUAUCGACGUGCAUUCAUCCGCAUUUAACCCCAGCCAUGGGAAUCAUGAACAAUGAAGAAGAGAAAAGGUGUCCUCUUUGUGCUGAGGAGAUGGACUGGACGGAUCAGCAAUUCAAGCCUUGCAAAUGUGGUUACCAGGUUUGUGUGUGGUGUUGGCAUCAUAUAAUGGACAUGGCAGAGAAAGAUGAGACAGAGGGUCGUUGUCCUGCAUGUCGAUCAAUUUAUGAAAAGGAAAAAGUAGUUGCAAUGCAAACAAAUUUUGAAAGGGUAACGAGCUGCCAUGCAAAUGGGAAAAACAAACCACCAAAGGCAAAACCUAAAACUAUUGAAGUGAAGAAGGAUCUUACAAAUGUUAGGGUCAUUCAACGGAAAAUGGCAUAUGUUAUUGGGCUGCCUCUUAGUCUUGCUGAUGAAGAUCUGCUGCAGCGAAAACAGUAUUUUGGUCAGUAUGGAAAAGUUACCAAGGUGUCUCUAUCCCGGACUGCUGGUGGUGCAGUUCAGCAAUUCGUUAAUGAUUCCUGUAGUGUAUAUAUUACAUAUUCGAAAGAGGAGGAAGCUGUGAGAUGUAUUCAGUCAGUACAUGGUUUUAUCCUGGAUGGUAGGUAUUUGAGAGCUUCAUUUGGAACUGCAAAAUAUUGCCAUGCCUGGUUGAGAAACAUGCCUUGCAAUAACUCCUCCUGUCUAUAUUUACAUUGCCUUGGUGCUGAUGAAGAUAGUUUUGGUAAAGAUGAGACAGCUGCAAUUCAUACUAGGAACAGGGUUCAACAAAUUACUGGUAACACAAAUAAUAUGAUACGGCGUUCAGGAAAUGUAUUGCCCCCUCCAGUGGAUGAAUUUUCCAAUACUGGGAGUCUUUCUACAGAGAAGCCUCCUGCUCAAAAUGCUCCUUGUAAUUCAACUAGUGGUAGUUUAAGUUCCAGCAGCGGCCACAUGUCUCACUCGCUCUGUAGUAAUGAUAGUGAUGGAUAUGCUGGUGGACCCAAAAGAGGGACAACUUUUGUGGAUAUUGUUGGUAGGUCUAAUAUCUCUGAACCAGAGAAAGAUGGAAAUAGUAGUCAAAAUUGGAAGAAUUUGAAUUUAUGCUUGGAUACAUCAGGAACAUCCAUCAAUAGAGAUGAUCUCAGUCAGGAUGCAUAUUCAGAUAUUGUGCACUUCAAUGUUUCAUCUUCUAGUCACCUGCAAAGAGAUCAAAGUUCUGUAGAGUUCUCAGAUGAAACAUUUAGAGAAGACUUAAUAUCUUCAGAUGGUCAGGGAUCCCAGGAUUCAAAUGGUUUGUAUCAACGGACAUCUUUUCUUGUUCCAUCUCAUUCUGAAAACUUUAGAGAGAGCACUGGUGGUAAUUUGUUAUUGCAUAAGGGGACUUGUAGCUCAAGUAAUAUUGGCAUGGAUAUGCACAAAGCUGUACAUAAGCAAGAGGAUGAAGCUUCUUUACCAUUGUCUUGUGUGAAUAUGGUAUUAAAUGAUGGAUACCACGAUAUGAAAUUUCAAAGAUCUGCCAAAUCAGAUAUGGUUUAUAGAAGUUCUAACUCAUUCUCCAAUGAAGAAAUUGUUGAGCACUUGCGGAGAAUUGAGGAUGAUAUCUUGACUAAUGAUGUAGAAAGUUCUGCUUUUGGUACUAUAGAAAACAGUAUAAUCUCAAAUAUCAUGUCAAUGAAUUUUGAUGAUGAGGCUGAUGGUCAUCAUUCUUCCUCCUGGAAUUCUCUUAAUACUGGUCAGUCAAGACUCUCAUUCACAAAUCAAGAUGGCAUUCCAAGUCAUGGGGUUGACUUGGAGUCUUUCAGAAAUUUUAGUCAGUUAUCAAAACAAUGUUCUGCUGCUGACUAUGAAGGAAACAAGGAGCACUACCUUUCUAAGCCACAGUAUCAAGUGCCAAGAACUCGAAGUUUGGCUCCACCUGGAUUCUCAGUAUCCUCUUUACAUACACCUCCAGGGUUUUGUGCAUGUGAUGGAGCAGGUUGUUUUCAUCGUGGUAUCUCUGGAAGUGACAGCAGUGGUGGCAAUGCUGCUGAUUUUGUUGACCCUGCGAUAUUAAGCUUUGUUAAGGGCACACCAAUUAACAGUGUGAACACCACAGGAUUAGAGAUGGGGAGAGCUUUUACUCCACAGCAGAGAACCCUGGAGGAUGAGGCAAGACUCUGGCUUCUGAUGCAGCAAAAAUCUGCAGAGCAAGACAGUACAAGGCUAUCUCAAAUGUUUGCCCCUCCAGCUCCAACCACCACCCACCAGGAUCUAAGGUUCCUUGGUCGGGGUGGAAACGAGUACUCUGGCGUGGACAACAUGUAUGGGUUUUCUUCAAGGCUGGUGGAUCAAUCCCAAAACUUAGAUCCUUCUUCCUUGGCAGAUUUGUCUCAGCAGAAAUUUGUAGGCGGCGGGGGCGGGGGGCAUAUUUCUUCUCGCGGGUACCAGCAUCAGCAUGGUUUGGAUGAAAUCCAGUGCAGGAAUGAAGCGGGCAUAGGUGGAGAGGUAGAGAGAAAUCAGAGAUUUGGUGUAAACUACUUUGGUGGGGGUUAUGGCGAUUUGAGGUUCCAGGCGCCAAGCUCAGGCGAUGUAUACACCCGAGUAUUUGGGAUGUAAGUGAGAUUACUUACUUAGUAGUAAAACAAACAUAUAUGAUGCCGGUUAUGUGGCAAGAAAGGCAUGUUGUUAGCCUCCUAUGAAUGAUGAAUCAUCUUCUGCGGGUAAAUGUAAUGCUUGUUUCUUGGAUUGCA
Ipomoea nil (Japanese morning glory) is the source of this 2791-nucleotide messenger RNA. RefSeq lists its product as uncharacterized. Gene Ontology annotation, cellular component: CCR4-NOT complex. Gene Ontology annotation, molecular function: RNA binding; ubiquitin-protein transferase activity. The transcript is spliced from 12 exons. The coding region runs from base 120 to 2657 and encodes 845 amino acids. NCBI's taxonomy places the organism in Eukaryota, Viridiplantae, Streptophyta, Magnoliopsida, Solanales, Convolvulaceae. The record is from RefSeq and is a predicted model, not a curated record. Gene Ontology annotation, biological process: protein ubiquitination.